Molecule: messenger RNA, 5230 nt
Organism: Drosophila willistoni
Lineage: Eukaryota; Metazoa; Arthropoda; Insecta; Diptera; Drosophilidae
Exons: 9
Coding region: 445-5052 (1535 amino acids)
Biological process (GO): Notch signaling pathway; membrane protein ectodomain proteolysis
Cellular component (GO): plasma membrane
Molecular function (GO): metalloendopeptidase activity
Source: RefSeq, a predicted model, not a curated record
GUCCAAAUAGCUGUUAUUUUGUAAAUAGUGGGAUUAACACUUUUUCCCCGUAUUCCAGUAUUCUGCUAGCGUUCAGUGUUACCAAUUUUAUUUUCGAAAACCCCCCUCACAAAAAAAAAAGAAAAGUAAUUUCAAUCAGAAUUGCAAAUCCGUUAAAAUGACAUCGCUCGAGUAAAUAAAUAAUCAACUACGCGUGAGAUGUUGUCAGAGAUAUUCUUGGUAAUAGAGAGUUGAGCAUUAUCUCCCCCUCUUGUUGCUACGUUUCUGGCCAAUAGCAAGAACCAACAACUAUAAUAAUGUAAGACACGAGGGUCAGGAGACAAAGGUCAAUCUUUGAGUAAAAACGCAACCUAGAACUAGUUAGGUUUCCACAUACACACACACACACACACACAACAAUACAUUUUUACACACACACUCACACACACACACAAGUCUAGCAUCAUGAUGAGCUGGCUGCUGGGCUUCCUUGCCCUGAUGUGGGCGCCCAGUGAAUUGUUGGCCAUACCAACGCCACUCAAGUUGCCUGGUUACACCCACAAACUGACGCCUUAUAUCAAGCACUGGGAAGCGGCGAAUUUCGAUCGCGCCAUUCUUCAGACAGCGCAGCUUAGGCACUUGGAACAGGCCCGCUCUCGUCGAAAACGUCAAGCAGAGCCCACCAUUUCGUCGUCCUCCUCAUCAAGUAGACUGGCGCAUACAAUCCGAUUGAAUUUCUCCGCACAUGACAGAGAUUUUCGAUUGGUAUUACAUCAACAGCCACAUUCGGUGUUCGCCCACGACGUGGAAAUUGAGAACACACUGGGACCCAUCGAUUACGAUGUCUCACGCAUUUACACUGGCGGCCUGGAGGACGAUGAGGCUGCCCAUGUGCAGGCCAUUCUAACCAGUGAUAAUCUGCUAGAUGGCACAAUUGAAACGCAAGCGGAGCACUAUUAUAUAGAGCCCGCACAGCGUUAUUCCCAACAGCUGGCCGAGAGUGGAGUGCACAGUAUAGUCUAUAAGUUAAGUGAUGUAAAUAUGCAGAAGGAGGGAGGAUUAACAGUAGGAGGCGGCGGCAUUAGGUCAGAGACGAAGCCGCAUUGUGCCAGUGAGAAAUUAAGAAAAAAGCGUUGGCUACCAGAAGAGCUGGCCAUGUCAGAUAGUCCAGCUCAGGCUCCAACAUACAAUCGGAAUCCACCAUUACCACUGGAUUUGGAAGUGCCCUAUAAUGAUGAUUUCCGAGUGCUAGCCUCGGAAGAGGAUGAUCGGGAGGAAGAUUCUAAAAAGAAGCAUACAACAUCAACGACCAGAAGUACAGGGCGUAGUACAGAAUCGUUUCUGGCUACACUGACCACCAAAGCCGCAUCGAAUCGCAAUAUACUUGUAAAUAACUAUAAUCCCUCCAACCUGGGCGAUGGCAGUCGCAGCUAUAAUGGCAAUAGCAACAUCAACACCAAUUCCAACUCGAACAAUAAUAAUGUGCGCAAAUUGUAUACCAAACACAAGAAUAUCAUUGUUAGCACUUAUAAUCGUCCCAUUGAGCCGGAGUUUGGUACACCAUACGAGGAGCCCAACUCAAAUCAAAAUGGCUCUCUGCCAACCAAUUUCUUUAAUGCCAAUUGGACUACACUUUUCCUGGGCAAUGGCAAUGGUAAUGGUGGCAACGAUCGUCCCAGUCAUAAGACUCAUGUCGAGAUUAUUACCAAAAACGGGGCAACCAAGAAGCCCAAUAUUAUUGUGAAUAACUACAAUCCAGAGAUUAUUUUCGCCCCAAAUCCAAAUCCUAGUUUCAACAGCAUGUUGAUGACCAAUUUACUGAGCGGACGUGGCGAGGAUAUACAUAGUUCACCGCGUUUGCUUUAUGAUCGCAAAACCACAUGCAUGUUGUAUCUGCAGGCAGAUCAUACAUUCUUUCAAAAAAUGGGCUCCGAUGAGGCCUCAAUUGAGGCCAUAACCCGGCAUGUCCAGCGAGCCAAUUCAAUUUAUAGAAAUACUGAUUUCAAUAAUGAUGGCAAACCAGAUAAUAUAACAUUUAUGAUUAAACGAAUUAAGGUUCACAAUAUGAAUGCUUUAAAAGAUCCCAGUUAUCGUUUUCCCGGAAAUUAUGGCGUAGAAAAGUUUCUUGAAUUGUUUUCAGAGGAGGACUAUGAUGCAUUUUGUUUGGCCUAUAUGUUUACAUAUCGUGACUUUGAGAUGGGUACACUUGGCUUGGCCUGGACGGGGGACCUGAAAAAUGCCGGCGGUGUGUGCGAGAAGAACGGACAUUAUCGUGGUUCUUUAAAAUCUUUAAACACAGGCAUUGUCACUUUAUUAAAUUAUGGUAAACAUGUGCCACCAGCUGUCUCUCAUGUGACAUUGGCCCAUGAAAUCGGCCACAAUUUUGGAUCACCGCAUGAUCCUGAGCAAUGUACUCCUGGUGGAGAGGAUGGCAAUUUCAUUAUGUUUGCUCGAGCCACUUCGGGUGACAAGAAGAAUAACAACAGAUUUAGUUCGUGCUCUUUAAAAUCAAUUGAACCUGUACUAAAUGCCAAAGCUCGCUCCAUGAAGGGUUGUUUUACGGAGCCACAGUCUUCCAUAUGUGGUAAUGGUGUUGUGGAGCCAGGAGAGCAGUGUGAUUGCGGUUGGGAAGAGGAUUGUAAAGAUUCGUGUUGUUUCCCUAUGUCGCGACAACCGCGUAUAGAUGAAACACCUUGCACCUUGACGCCUCAUGCCCGUUGCAGUCCCUCGCAAGGACCAUGUUGCACCACCGAUUGCAAACUCAAGUUUGGUGACAAAUGCCGCGAUGACAAUGGUUGUCGGGAUCCUUCGUUCUGUGAUGGCCGAGUGCCGCAGUGUCCGCCGUCGGUUAAUAAACCGAAUAAGACCAUAUGCAACAAGGAGUUUGUUUGCUAUAUGGGCGAUUGCACUGGCAGCAUUUGUCUGGCCUAUGGCCUGGAGUCGUGUCAAUGUAUACCAGGACCUCAAGAUGAUCGCAUCAAAUCAUGCGAACUAUGUUGCAAACUGGCUGGAGAUAAUCCCUGUCGGAGUUCUUUUGAAUGGAAUGAGGCUCCAUUUGAUGUACCCGAUAUGUAUUCAAAACCGGGUACACCCUGUAAUGAUUACAAUGGCUACUGUGAUGUAUUUCAAAAGUGCCGCGAAGUAGAUCCCUCUGGACCUUUGGCCACGCUAAGAAAGCUGCUACUCUCCGAGGAGAGUAUAGCUAGUUUUAAGAAAUGGAUGCAGCAGAAUUGGUAUACCGUUGCCCUGGCGGCCAUUGGUGUCAUUUUAUUAUUGAUACUGAGCACAAAGCUGCUCGCGAAGCGCUCGAAUCUGAAGCUUAAAUCUGUGACCAUUAUACACAGUGCCACCACGGAGACAGUGCGUUUGCCGGAGAAUAACAAUGGCGUUAUAGUGCACACGGCAGUACGAACUAAGGUGCCCUUCAAAAAGAAAGUAAGGGGAGAGCGCAGCAAGAAAUCAGGAACAGGAGCAGGCACCACGGCAGCAGGAAUAACACGAGCUUCUGCCAAAAUCAAUACUAGCGCCGCUGAGCCCAUCAAAAAGCCAUCCAGAAGUCAGGUGCCAAGCAAAAAGAAGAAAUCCCUAGCUGCCACAACCGUAGAGGAAGAGCCCAAGAAAUUGAAUAAAAAGAUGGGCAAACAAAUCAUCGACUAUUCGCAUGCCAACGAUGAUGCUUCCAAUUUGUCCACUAAUCAAAAUCAUACCAAUACCUUUGGUAAAGUCCAAAAGUGGUUAUUGGAAUCACCGAUUGUGGCGCAGCCUUUGUCCCAGAUAGAACACAAUUCUCGGGUACGCAAGGUGAUGAGCAAAUCCCAAUCAACUCCCGAACGACUAGUGCAACAGAAGACACCGCAGAAAACCAAAUCGAUGGGAAAUUUGUCAAAUGAGAAAGUUAAACUUCAAGUUGUAUAUAAACCGCCCUUCAAAUUUUCGCUGCGUUUGUCGAAAAAGCCCAAAGUUAAGACCCAUGUGGUAGGCGCUGGACGGCCGAAACGUGGUCAAAAGAGUAGUACCCGAAAUCCUGGACAAUCUGGCAGCACAACGAAGGACAUCAACGCUUCAGCUCGUGGUAAACGCAGCGCUCUGCUGCUUUGCAAUGAAACCGAAGAUGAUAAUCAAAUUCUAACACUUAAUGAGCCAAACUAUGAGACUCUUAAACCACCACCAGCUGCUGCACCACGGCCGGCGACAGAUCAUUGCUAUGAGAAUGUAGAACUGCCGCUUGCUGACACCAGCUCUGGAUCUAAGCCCAGUAGCAGUAGCAAGGUAGCUCCCAGUACGAGUAGAGCAAGCGUGGAUCCAGCAUCAGCUAGUGCUGCUGGUUCUGCCACUCAGCGUAGCUCCUAUCGCCGCUCCAACUCUCUUUCCAAUCACAAUCCCUUUGCGGUUGCUCCACGACGUAGUAGUAGCAAAGUUAAAGCUGAUUCUAGCAGUGGUUCCGUGAACCUUACUCGAAACUUUGGUAGCACCCAAAAUCUCAUCAAUCUAAGCCAGAAUCUGGGCAAAACCAAAAAACGUAGCAGUCUAAAUCUGAAAGCUAAUGCAGCAGCCAAGAACGGUAAAGAUCCACCACCUGGCCCAACGACAAGUACAGGGUCCACACCCCAGCGACGUUCCUCCUCUAAUGCCAACCUGCGUAGAGAUAGCAGCGCCUCCAAUGCGACAGCAAAAGCAGCCCCAGUGCCGCCGACUCGUCAUUCAGCACGCAACAGCUUUAGCAAUAUACCCAGAGCCAGUCUGGGGGCGACAUCAGCGGCUCCGCCAAACUUCUCCCGUCAAUCUUCCAGCAGCACUACAACAACAUCGACAUCCUCGUCCAGUACUUCUCCAGGAGCGUUGCCAUUACAACAGUCCGCUUCGACCAGCGCCAUGCAACGACAGUCUCAGGCGCCGGCACCUAGCCAAAACAUGAGGCGCAGUCUGAAUAACUUUAAUAGACGCUCCACUGCCGCUGUUGGCGCUCCGCCACCAGGAUCCGCUGCAGCGGGUCAAUCAACAGCCGCGGAAAAUAAUGAGUUGCCCUCGGACUUGGAGGUGGCUGUCUCCGAUGUGGAGAAUCUGGUUAGCUAAAGCCGGCAGUGAGUCUCCCCCAAUUCCUUAUAAUUUCUUUUAAUUAAUAUCUUAUUUCCAAACCAACCAAGUGAAAGUGAUAAGUCUUAAUGUUAGUUAUACAAAUUGUCGCAUAGGUUUACCAUGUACACAUGCAUAUUUACAUAUAUACAUUAUGUGGGUAUAUAUGUACUUUACA